GGCUGGGCUCAGGCCCGCGUCUCUGCCUGGAGGCUGCUGGGUAGGGUCCCGCGUGGGGAUCAGCCGGGAUGGGCUGUGCGUCUCCAGCCUCUGCACACACUUUGGGGGGUGGGGUGCGGGGGUGGAGAGGCAGGGGAGAGAGGAUGGCAUCUCGCGUGGCGGGCUGUCGUUUGAACUCUCCCGGCGCGAGAGGACCUGCCCCGCCCCCUUCCUGGAGCGUUGACCCCCUUCUCGUCCCGAGGCCUGUGGCGUCUGGGUCCGUUGGGGCAGAACCAUGGAGGAAAAGCCUUCGAAAGUGUCGCUCAAGUCUUCCGACCGCCAUGACUCGGACAAGGAGAGCGUGCACAGCGACAUUCGGGACCUGUGGACCACGACCACGCUGUCCCAGGCACAGCUGAACAUGCCGCUGUCCGAGGUCUGCGAGGGCUUCGACGCGGAGGGCCGCAGCAUUAGCAAGACCCGCGGGUGGUACAGUCCGGGGAGCCGCUCGUUGGACCUAGGGGACAAGGCCAGCCACAAGCCGGAGGAAAUGGACGAGCACGCGCUGGUGGAGCUAGAGUUGCACCGCGGCAGCUCCAUGGAAAUCAAUUCGGGGGAGAAGGACACCACAUCCCAGAUCGAGGCCGAAAAGUCUUCCUCAAUGUCAUCGCUCAAUAUUGCGAAGCACACGCCCCAUCGAGCCUACUGGGCAGAGCAGCAGAGCAGGCUGCCGCUGCCCCUGAUGGAACUCAUGGAGAAUGAAGCUCUGGAAAUCCUCACCAAAGCCCUCCGGAGUGAGCUCCCCGCCAACCCCCAAGAGCUACCACGACAGAUUCUGGCUACCAGUUAGGGAUCGGCAGGGACCACUUCCUGACUAAGGAGCUGCAGCGAUACAUCGAGGGGCUCAAGAAGCGCCGGAGCAAGAGGCUGUACGUGAAUUAAAAACGCCACGUUGGGCUCCAGCAGCGACCCGAACCAGCCCUGUGCCUGCCCGGUCCCCAGACCCAAGCCCGAACCCAUCCGAGUGGAAUUUGAGUCCUAAAGAAAUAAAAGAGUCUAUGCAUGGU
Chlorocebus sabaeus (green monkey) is the source of this 1046-nucleotide messenger RNA. It is a transcript of the gene CATSPERZ, whose product is annotated as catsper channel auxiliary subunit zeta. Gene Ontology annotation, cellular component: CatSper complex; sperm principal piece. NCBI's taxonomy places the organism in Eukaryota, Metazoa, Chordata, Mammalia, Primates, Cercopithecidae. Gene Ontology annotation, biological process: sperm capacitation; flagellated sperm motility. The record is from RefSeq and is a predicted model, not a curated record.